Messenger RNA from Vombatus ursinus (common wombat), 1758 nucleotides. RefSeq names its product DNA mismatch repair protein Mlh1-like. Gene Ontology annotation, molecular function: ATP binding; mismatched DNA binding; ATP-dependent DNA damage sensor activity. The coding region runs from base 1048 to 1758 and encodes 236 amino acids. The record is from RefSeq and is a predicted model, not a curated record. Gene Ontology annotation, cellular component: MutLalpha complex. Lineage: Eukaryota; Metazoa; Chordata; Mammalia; Diprotodontia; Vombatidae. Gene Ontology annotation, biological process: mismatch repair. The transcript has 8 exons.
GGGUACGCCUCAUAGUGCUCGUGCUCGGCUUCGUAGUGGCGCCUCACAUCGCGCUCCCGGGUGGCCACGAUGGGCCGGUGGCAUACCAGACACUCGGCACCUUCUCCGUCGUCCCGCUCCACCACCAAGUAGCGCUGGGUCCACUCGUUCCGGAACACAUGCGGCUCCUCCGGCUCGGCUCGGCGCCUCUUCGGGGUCGCCCACAUCUUCGAGAACGCCAUCGUUACCUGCUGCCCAGAAAAGCGAGCCGGGUGGGAAAGGGAGAGAGUGGAGAGAGCCAGGGCCAGGCAACUGUCUUCCUCGGACGCCGCCGUGGUACUGGAGAGGUCGGGGCUGGCGCUCCGAAAAAAUACUCUCCAGAAGACCCGCCGCCUAGCUCUAAUUGGCUGAACUGGCGUGGUGAUUUUUUAUUUUAGAAAAUGGGGACGGGCCAAUUGAACUGCGCCUGCGGGGACGCUCCGCUCAGCAUCUCGGCCAAUGGGAAGAGGGUGAGGCGGUCCUAUGAUCUUCUCUGCAUUCGGGAGCGAUCACGACACCAACCCGAUAGCGAUAGGCAUCUCAGAGGUCCAAUCGUCUCCCUGUUUCCACAGCUGUGGAGGAAAAGUCCCUUCAGACCUAGAGCGGAGGGUGAGGAAAAUCUGGGAAGGUGGAAUGUGACCAAAGCGGACGAGGUGAUUGGCUGUGAGAGUCGUUUGUUCUUACGGAUCUGCCUGGCGCCCCGAGCUGGGCAGACGGGAUUGGCUGAAAGGGGCAAUCAUUUGCAUGGGGGGGCGGCGGGGAGGAGCAGCGAAGCUGAAGUGAUUGGCUGAGAGAAUUCUGCUUGCAUAGAUCUGCCUGGUUUCUUAAAAGAGGCUUCAAGGAUUGGUUUGCGAGGGGCCUUUUUGCACUUGGAUCAGCUUAGCUCCCUACGCUGGAACGGCGGUGAUUGGCUGAGAGGGGAGUUCAUUUGCAUGAGUCGGCCUAGCUCCCAAACCGUGACUGCGGUAGUUGGACGAGAGGGGCGUUGUUGAGCUGCUUGGUGCCGGGCGAGUUUUGGCAGCUGUCGUCAUGUCUCUCGUGGCGGGUGUGAUUAGGCGUCUAGAUGAGAAGGUCGUGAACCGCAUAGCUGCGGGGGAGGUCAUCCAGCGCCCUGCGAACGCCAUUAAGGAGAUGAUUGAGAAUUGCUUGGAUGCCAAAGCCACAAGUAUCCAGGUGACCGUUAAAGAGGGAGGCCUCAAACUGAUUCAGAUCCAAGACAAUGGUACUGGAAUUCGGAAAGAAGAUCUGGACAUUGUGUGUGAGCGAUUCACUACAAGUAAGCUGCAGUCAUUUGAAGAUCUGGCUUCCAUUUCUACUUAUGGCUUUCGGGGGGAGGCCUUGGCUAGCAUAAGCCACGUGGCUCACGUGACUGUGACGACAAAGACGGCGGAUGCCAAGUGUGCGUACAGAGCAAGCUACUCGGAUGGAAAACUCAAAGCACCUCCUAAGCCGUGUGCAGGAAACCAGGGGACGCAGAUCACGGUUGAAGACCUUUUUUACAACAUAGCCACAAGGAGGAAAGCUUUGAAAAAUCCCAGUGAAGAGUAUGGGAAAAUCUUAGAAGUUGUUGGCAGGUAUUCUAUACACAAUUCUGGCAUCAGUUUCUCAGUUAAAAAGAGCUGGUUCUCAGCCUCUGCUGAGGCCUCAGUGAAGGGGGCCUGGCUGGCACCACAGGGCCCUGGAGCCUUCCCUUACUGGAGCUUAUUCGUAGCUGUCUGCAGCUUCCCCUUGUCGCCCUGA